Molecule: messenger RNA, 2623 nt
Organism: Scomber scombrus (Atlantic mackerel)
Lineage: Eukaryota; Metazoa; Chordata; Actinopteri; Scombriformes; Scombridae
Gene: arf2b
Product: ADP-ribosylation factor 2b
Exons: 5
Coding region: 164-709 (181 amino acids)
Biological process (GO): vesicle-mediated transport; intracellular protein transport
Cellular component (GO): cytoplasm; plasma membrane
Molecular function (GO): GTPase activity; GTP binding
Source: RefSeq, a predicted model, not a curated record
CCUCUGUGACUCCGCUCCCACUGUGAUUGGAUCCUCGGCUCGGGUUUGAUAGUGGGAAGUACCCGUACGCCGGUGUCUCCCUGGUUGCGCAAGACGCCAUUUUGGAGUGACAGUGAAAGAUAACGGAAAGAUCGAAAAGCAGUCUUUCUAAAGCUUCGUCACCAUGGGGAAUGUAUUUGCAAGCUUAUUCAAGGGCCUGUUUGGCAAAAAAGAAAUGAGGAUUCUUAUGGUUGGUCUCGAUGCUGCUGGGAAAACAACCAUCCUAUAUAAACUCAAACUUGGAGAGAUAGUCACCACCAUUCCCACCAUUGGUUUUAAUGUUGAAACUGUAGAAUACAAGAACAUCAGCUUCACAGUUUGGGAUGUGGGCGGUCAGGACAAAAUCAGGCCGCUGUGGCGCCACUACUUCCAGAACACUCAAGGACUUAUCUUCGUGGUGGACAGCAACGACAGGGAGAGAGUGAACGAGGCGAGGGAGGAGUUGUCCAGAAUGCUCGCUGAGGAUGAGCUCAGAGACGCCGUGCUUCUUGUUUUUGCAAAUAAACAGGAUCUUCCCAACGCUAUGAAUGCUGCAGAGAUCACAGACAAGUUGGGUUUGCACGCCCUCCGCCACCGCAGCUGGUACAUCCAGGCCACCUGCGCCACCAGUGGGGACGGCUUGUACGAGGGCCUGGACUGGCUCUCCAACCAGCUGAAGAACCAGAAAUGAUCCAUUCCACCAGUUUUGAUUUUUGUUUGUUGUUUAUUUUUUCUGUUUCAACACAGUGGCAGCACCGGAUCCAGGCCCCUUCGCUCCCAUCUAACCCAAUUUUCAACCCCUCCCCCCUCAGCUCUUUCUUUCAAGAACUUCCUUCAUUCCCUUCCUUCUGCUUUUUCUCCCUCGGUCCCUCGUCAGUACUCUUGGGGCUCUAGCCUGUGCUGCUUGUGUGUGCGUGGGCGUGCGUGUGUGUGCGUGUACCUUGUGUGUUCAGCGAGUGUGUGCGUGGGUGUGAAGGCGUCUCUGUGUAUGUUGGCUGGGAUUGGGAGUAACCCUGGCGUGCCUUUUACACACCUCCUGUGGAAUCAGCAGUCUGGUUUUCAAGCCCCUUCUCCAUCCACCAAACUCAGCCUCUGCCCCACUCAGCCUGCCCCCCCACUCUCAGUCUUGCACGGCCCCCCUUCUCCCCCACCCCUCGCCCCCGCCCCCACCCUUACUCUCCAGAGGAAGCAUGGUUUUCAUACGGCAAAGAAAGAGCAAGGGUGCAAGCUCUCCUUCCCCUCCUCCCUGUAGUAUAUAUCUAUGUUAUAACUAGAAAAUGUUCACCCAAUGUAGACUGAAUGCUUAGAUGUUCAUUUUAACCUCCUUUUUUUUUUUGAUUUUGAAACCGCAAACCCACCAAUAAAUUGCAUCUUAACCUGUAUCAGGUUGAAGCAAAUCAAAAAAUAGAAAAAGGAAAAAAAAGGAAAAAAAAAAAGAAACGCCCAUCCUCGAUCAUUCUGGUGUCAUUUGAAAAUCAUGCUGUUUGUUUUAUUAUUAUUAUAUUGGAAUAUAACAGAUUAUUCUUAGCAAUGGUUCUCCAAUGAACACUACCUUUCUCUCUCUUGUCUCUCUCCUCCCCCACCCCUCCCCCCCACACCCCCACCCCCACUAACGAAGACCGUGAAGCACAAGGCAAGCCAACAAUCUUUAAAAAAAAAACAACCUAAAUCUUUAAAAUUAGAAUCUGCAAGUAUAUGCAAUUCUUGUCUUAUACAUACAAAUUAUCUUUUCUUUUUUUUUUUCUUGGUUAGCUGGUGUUUAAUCCCCCCCCACCCCCACCCCCUUACCCGCGGAUUGAAUUGGAUUUUGUGAUGACCUUCAGUAUAAUCAUUCUGACAGUGUUCAUACUCUCUUAGGUUGCGAAUACAAGGUGUUGGGCAUUUCUCAAACAUGACUUCAGCCGGUUAACAGUGACAGGUGUCCUGAUACAUUCACAAGCUUCACAUGUUAUUCCUUUUAAGAGACGUUACAUGUGUUUUUUUUUUUUUUUUUUUUCUGUAACUAGUUUUAGCAUUUCUAUUUGUACUAUGACUGCUGAACCAAAUGCAUUUGAGCAGUAUGACAAAUCCUGUAUAUGAGAGUAGUGUAUCCUCGAGGGCCUCAACUGCAUAUGAUAUUGAUUGAAGAGGUUUUUUUUUUCUCACCAACGGUUGGCAGUUUUACGUUUUUUGAAAUCCGAAAGCAUCCAGCUGUCUAAUUUUUCCUGGUUGGGAUGAAGGAUUGGCACCAAAUAUGAAGGCUCUUUAUCUGUGAACAGUCCAGACAUGAAAAAAAAAAAGAUAAAAAAUGGAAACCUAGUUCGAAUGUCUGGGUGUUCUUACAGGCUACUACACAUUAUAGCACUGCAUACUUCAUGAAAAAGACCAACACGUCAAGUACUCUGUCAGUGGCUCGACGGUGAGCUGGAAGGACUUGGUGGUAGGCCUGUUGAGGGGAAUGGGUGUGCAGUUAACUGGUUCGUGAGAUUCAGCAGGUGUCCUCAGUGUUGAACCAUGGGGGUUAAGCUGGCACUUCUGUCAAGAAUGAUUGUAAAUCUGUAAGCUCCCCUGUAAACUGUUUCUGUGGGGAUUUCCUGAACACAUUAAUAAACAUGAUUUGAUCCAA